Molecule: messenger RNA, 2405 nt
Organism: Fukomys damarensis (Damara mole-rat)
Lineage: Eukaryota; Metazoa; Chordata; Mammalia; Rodentia; Bathyergidae
Gene: Nusap1
Product: nucleolar and spindle associated protein 1
Exons: 12
Coding region: 562-1719 (385 amino acids)
Biological process (GO): mitotic chromosome condensation; mitotic cytokinesis; establishment of mitotic spindle localization
Cellular component (GO): microtubule; mitotic spindle; nucleolus
Molecular function (GO): microtubule binding
Source: RefSeq, a predicted model, not a curated record
GUUUAACAGCGGUUUAAAAUAGUCGUAGAGCCUGGGUCAUACUUUUACCAAGAAGUGAUGGUGCUCUUAGGCGGAAAUAAUUUUACAUUCCUAAUAAAUGAAUCUCAAAAACAAUUUCCCCUAUUUCCUCAAACCAACCACCCAAUCCUACCCCACCAAAAAAAUCGUAGGAGUGGACAACAUUAUUGGUUGACGUACAUACUGGCCAAUCCGUGAAUGAAAGAAGCACGCGCCAGCAAGCCAAAACCCAAUCACUACUGAUUGUCAGUGAUGGAGGCGGGACCUAAGGGAGCCGCCCGCCGUCGGUUUGGCUGCCUUGAGGAGGAGCGAAGAUGGCGGAAUGAGGGUCCCCUUGACCAGGUGGCCUCAGGGCCCAGGGCGGUUCGGCCCCCGGGAGGGCGAGAGCUUCUGCUGAGCCGUUUGAGGAUCCUUUUACACAUAGAAAGAAGACUUUCCUGACCUUUAGGUGCUCAAAAUAAUUCUGAACUCAGGAUUUGGCAAGCAGACAAGCUAUUAAAGGCUUUGAAAACCCACCUUAAACAGGAAGCAAAAAAAGAAAAUAUGAAUCAGGAUGAAAGUCGAGGUCUUACACUGUCCUGUGACGAGACUGAGGUACAGAUUAACAGUGAGGACCAUAUCACCAAAACAAGGCGGCGGUGCCAGACAGCCCAGGGGAGCCCUGCCUUCCAGCAGGAUCAUUCUGAAGUAAGCCUAAGUCAUCUCACCAAAUUGCAGAAUCAAGAAGGGCAGGAAAACUGGGAUCUCAGAACUACUGGAAAAAUUCCUCCUCUACCAGACAAGAGCCAUGGCGAGGAGCAUGCAGUUUCCUCAGGAAAGAAUGAAAUAAAUGAUAAUGAAGAUUCAAAGGAACCUUCAAAAAGAAAUUUUCAGUAUACAGAAGGGAUUUGCAAACUUGGGAAUAGGAAAAGAACCGCAGCCACUACUCCAAACUUUAAAAAGCUCCACGAGGCUCAUUUUAAGGAAAUGGAGUCCAUUGAUGAAUAUAUUAAGAGAAGAAAGAAACACCACUCAUCUCAUGAAGUGAAGAAGCAGCCUGGCAGUCAGCGAGGGGUAAUGACACCUAUACCUCCAGGAGCAAGGCGCUCUGCAACUUGCACUCCCGCCAGCCAGCUGCGCUCACAAGGACAGGCCCAAGGCCAUGCCGGGCAGAGUGAUGUGAGUCUGAAAGGAUCUGUCAAGCGCUCCGGGCUCUCAGUGACGAAAAUGAAUGUCAGGUUUUCAGCUGCUACUAAAGAUAAUGAGCAUAAGCGUUCACUGACCAAGACUCCAGCCAGAAAGUCUCCACAUGUGACUAUGUCCGGGAACACUCCAAAAGGCCAAGUUGUGUUCGGGACACCAACAUUAAAGACCACCAAGGGAAAUUCUGCUGCUGCUGUUAUUACUCCGCUCAAACUGACAACCAUGACAAUGCAGACUCCUGUCUCCAAUAAGAAACCAGUAUUUGACCUUAAAGCAAGUUUGUCUCGUCCCCUCAACUAUGAGCCACACAGAGGCAAGCUGAAACCAUGGGGGCAAUCUAAAGAAAAUAAUUCUCUGAAUGAACAUGUGAGCCGAAUGAAUUUCCGUAAGAAAACUUACAAGCAACCUCCUCUCCAGACCAGGGAAGAGCAACGGAGGAAACAUGAGCAAGAACGGAAGGAGAAGAAAGCCAAGGUUCUGGGGGCUCGCAGGGGCCUCAUUAUGGCUAAAGAUAGAUGAGUUUUGAACUCCUGUAAAUAUUUCUUCAUUCUAAAUUCACUUUCCUUCUGUAAAUAUUUCUACACUGUCCUCUGCCCCAUUUUUCUACAGACACAUUUUGUUAAUUAUCUAUGUAGGGUCUGUGAGUUCAUGUGCCACAGCUCUGAAAGGCACGAUCUUAAAGCUCAUGAAUUCUUUGGAAUGGCUUGAAACUAAGUCUUUGUACAGCUCAAUUAUCUGAUGAGACCCAUCCCAGAUUCUUAACCUACAUCUGUAGUGUUAAUGUCCUGCUUGCUGGCACUAAUAUUAAUAGACUUGCAGUCCUCUUCCGGGCAAGAGCUCUUACCCGAGGGUACGGGUUGUAUGAAAAGCUUCAGAAUUUGAGCAAUGAAAAGUUAAUAGGGAAAGCUGGGAUAGGAAGGCCACCCGCCUUCAUUCAUUCUCUGCAGAAGCUACUAAUCUUUUUUUUUUUUUUUUGGUACUGGGGAUUGAGCUCAGGACCUUCCUUGCAUGGCACCACCGAGCUAAAUCCCCAGCCCAGAAGCUACUAAUCUUAAUGCGCUCAGCCAGUGGUUUGGUUAUAGUAUCAGUAUUUUGCUUGUGAAAAAAUGUUUUGUUUAGGCAUAUAAACAUCUUUGUUCGUAUCUCUUCAUGUAAUUGCCAUUAUUUUUUAAAAAAUAAAAUUCUACAGCUGAUUCUAUUUAUUG